Salvia miltiorrhiza (redroot sage) is the source of this 1408-nucleotide messenger RNA. RefSeq names its product probable polygalacturonase At3g15720. Gene Ontology annotation, molecular function: polygalacturonase activity. The record is from RefSeq and is a predicted model, not a curated record. Bases 47 to 1231 code for a protein of 394 amino acids. Gene Ontology annotation, biological process: carbohydrate metabolic process. Lineage: Eukaryota; Viridiplantae; Streptophyta; Magnoliopsida; Lamiales; Lamiaceae. The transcript has 8 exons.
GUAUGCCAAUUCUUUCUUGCUUUUCUUCCACUCGUAAACCGUAAACAUGAGAAACUCAUUCAACUUGUUAACUUUUUUUCUUGUUUGUUAUCCAGUCGUAACAGCUUCGACACUAGUCUUCAACGUUAUUGAUUAUGGAGCAGUUGGCAAUGGACUAGCAGAUGAUACAAAUGCUUUUGCAAAAGCAUGGGAAGAAACAUGCGCAUCUUCUUCGUCUCCGACCAUGAAAGUUCCUUCAGACAGCACAUUCUUGGUUCAGCCGCUGCGCUUCAUCGGCCCUUGCAAAUCACGCUCUCUCACCCUCCAGAUAGACGGGAAUCUGGUGGCGCCUGCUCAUCCUUCAACCUGGAAAUGCGAUGCCAAUCUCUGUCACCAAUGGCUCUACUUUCACCGUGUCGACGGCCUAACGCUGCGCGGCCGUGGAACAAUCGACGGCCGCGGCCACAAAUGGUGGCAGAAUAAACACCUCAACAGACCAACUGUUAUGGAGAUCUCGAACGCGGACAAUGUCCGCGUGGGAGGUGGGCUGAGAUUUAAGGACAGCCCUAUGAUGCACAUCGUGCUCAACGGAAUACAGUCGGUUUUCGUCUCCGACGUCACCGUAGAAGCUCCGGCGAAAAGUCCCAACACCGAUGGAAUUCAUGUUCAAGACUCUACAAAUGCUCAGAUUCAUAAUUGCACAAUUGGGACAGGGGAUGAUUGCAUUGCAAUAGUUAAUGGGGCCUCGAAUGUAAGGAUUAGCAACAUCGUAUGUGGACCAGGCCAUGGAAUAAGCAUCGGAAGCUUAGGCAAGAAUGGAGCAGAAGACAAAGUCGAAGAUGUUAGGGUGAGCGACGUCGUUUUUCUAGGUACCACCAACGGUGCAAGGAUCAAGACAUGGCAGGGAGGUAGAGGGUAUGCUAGAGACAUACAUUUCGAGAGAUUUUCGUUCCACGACACGACUAAUCCGAUCAUCAUCGACCAAUUCUACUGCGAUCAUCGCCACUGCACAACUAGCAAAUCUGGUGUGGAGAUCAGCAACGUGAGUUACAGAAUGAUGGUCGGAAGUUCGAGGAGGGAAAGAGCGGUGGUGAUGAGGUGUAGCGAGGCUGUGCCGUGCAGGGAUAUCGUGGUGGCGGACUUGCACAUUGUCACGGCCAAGGACACGGCGGCCACCUGCGACUGCGCCAACGUCUACGGAAGAGCUCAAGGCCAUCUGCUUCCUAAAAUUUCAUGUUUGGAGCAGAUAUAAGUUGUAAGCUGGGGAUUGCCAAUUUUUUCCACUUUUUUUAAUUAGUUUUCGUUUAGUUCUUGGAUCUAAUUAAAGUUCAAAUUAUUUUAUUAUAAUUUGGUAGAAUUUAUAUUCUUAGACUCAAGGUAGAACAAAGUUGUGAAUUCUUGAAGUUUAUCCAGAUUUAUCUAGUGUUUU